Paramuricea clavata is the source of this 175-nucleotide messenger RNA. Lineage: Eukaryota; Metazoa; Cnidaria; Anthozoa; Malacalcyonacea; Plexauridae. The record is from the annotation of a GenBank genome assembly.
AUGCUCCGAGUAACUAGUGACGAAAUUGUGACUGAAAUUUCCAAGCUUAAAAAUGGCAAGGCCGCCGGCCCAUUUAGUAUACCUGUUCACAUUCUCAAAAUCCUUAAAUUUGCAAUCUCCGAGCCUUUAGCAACUUUAUUUAACACUUCAUUUGAGACAGGAAUUGUUCCAACAA